Messenger RNA from Tilletiopsis washingtonensis, 3408 nucleotides. RefSeq names its product aspartyl-tRNA synthetase. Gene Ontology annotation, biological process: aspartyl-tRNA aminoacylation. Gene Ontology annotation, molecular function: aspartate-tRNA ligase activity; RNA binding; ATP binding. The record is from RefSeq and is a predicted model, not a curated record. The transcript has 5 exons. Bases 70 to 3375 code for a protein of 1101 amino acids. Lineage: Eukaryota; Fungi; Basidiomycota; Exobasidiomycetes; Entylomatales. Gene Ontology annotation, cellular component: aminoacyl-tRNA synthetase multienzyme complex; cytosol; cytoplasm.
CUCUUACUGCCAGCAGCGCACCCGCGCUCGCGCCUGCACCACCGCCUCCACCCUCGUCCGUGCCUGGCCAUGCCGGAGGCCAACGCGCCGCAGCCGGCGCCGCCGCUCGCGCUCGCGCAGUCGCCCGGGCGCGCCGACUCGGAGCCCGUGCCCGCGUCGCCGGCGCGCUCGCCGUCGUCGCUCAAGGAGCGCUUCUCGCGCUUCUCGCUGCUGCCCGGUCGCCGCCGCGAGAGCGCCGACGCCGGCAAGCGCGCCAGCAUCGACGGCGGCGGCGCCUCGUCCGGCGACACGGCCGCCAGCCGCACCAACUCGAUGCCCGCCGACGCCACGCCCGCCUCGAGCGUCGAGAGCGAGCCGUUCCAGAGCAUCCGCGGCGGCAGCGCCAAGGACAAGGAGCGCCUCGACAAGGAGCGCGCCCAGCGCGCCGCCGAGCAGGCGCACCAGAAGCGCCUCACGCUCGCGCGCCGCAUGCAGAGCGACCUGCGUGCGGCGCAGGUCGAGACGCCCGAGGAGCGCGGGCGCUACGGCGACGGCGUGCCCGCCGCCGGCUGGGCCAACGACUACUCGGCGCUCGUGCCGCUGGAGAGCAUCGACGCCGAGGGCGUGGGCGAGACCAUCGUGCUGCGCGCGCGCAUCCACGCCAAGCGCACGCUCUCGCCGCACCUCGCCUUUCUCUUCCUGCGCCAGCAGACGAGCACGCUGCAGGCCGUCGUCGCCGAGUCGCGCGGCGGCCUCUCGCUGCACGCGGCAAAGUGGAUCGAGCGCCUGCCCGUCGAGAGCAUCGUGAUCAUGCGCGGCACGCUGGCCAAGCCGCGCGAGCGCGUCCUCGGCGCCACGAUCCACGACGUCGAGCUGCAGGUGACCGACUGCUUCCUCGUGUCGCGCCCGACGAUCGACCUGCCGUUCACCGUGUACGAGGCGGACCGCGCGCCGCUGUCCGGCGCGCACGCCGACAAGGCCGCCAAGCACAGCGAGAGCGAUGCCGACGACGACGACGACGCGCCGUCGGACACGGACUCGCCGCGCCACUCGCGCCAUCUCGAGGGCGCCGAGGCCUCGCCGCGCCCGUCGCGCCUCGACGAGCUCAGCCCUACCGCCAGCAGCAGCGAGCAGCCGCGCAGCUCCGUCUCGUCGCGCCGGCGCUCGGCGCACGGCCUGCCCGGCGCGCCGCCGCCGGCCGCAGUCUCGAAGCGCACGCGCCUCUCGAACCGCAUCCUCGACAUCCGCUCGCCGGCGUCGCAGGCCAUCUUCCGCAUCAAUUCGCGCGUCAGCACGCAGUUCCGCGCCUCGCUGCUCUCGCAGGGCUUCCUCGAGAUCCACACGCCCAAGCUGCAGGCCGGCAGCUCCGAGAGCGGCUCGUCCGUCUUCCAGCUCGACUACUUUGGCCGGCCCGCGUUCCUCGCGCAGAGCCCGCAGCUGUACAAGCAGAUGGCAAUCUCCGCCGACCUGCAGCGUGUGUUCGAGAUCGGGCCCGUGUUCCGCGCAGAGAACUCCAACACGGCGCGCCACCUGACCGAAUACACGGGUCUCGACCUCGAGAUGCAGAUCAUCACCGACUACCACGAGGCGAUGCGCGUCAUCGACACGAUGCUCAAGAGCGUCUUCUCGGCGCUGCAGACGCACUGCAAGCGCGAGAUCGAGCUCGUGCAGCGCCACUGGCCGCACGAGGACCUGGUGUGGCUCGACGAGACGCCAGUGAUCGAGUUCAAGGAGGGCGUCAAGAUGCUCGUCGAGAGCGGCUGGAAGGAGGAGAACGGCGAGCCUCCGGCCGAGGACGAGGACCUGAGCACGCGCGGCGAGGCGCGCCUCUGCGAGCUUGUCAAGCAAAAGUACAAGACCGACUACUUCAUCCUCGACAAGUUCCCGGCCUCGGUCCGCCCCUUCUACACGCACCUCGAUCCCGAGAACCCGCGCUUCACCAACUCGUUCGACAUUCUGCUGCGCGGCACGGAGAUCUGCACGGGCGGGCAGCGCAUCCACGACGCGCGCAAGCUCGAGGCACGCAUCCGCGAGGCCGGCGUCGACGCGCGCAGCCUCGACGAGUACAUGGAGGCGUUCCGCCUCGGUGUCUCGCCGCACGCCGGCUGCGGCAUUGGCCUGGAGCGCAUUCUGACCACGUUCCUGGGCCUCGGCGACGUGCGCUGGUCGACGCUCUUCUUCCGCGACCCCAAGAGUCUGCCGCUCGACCACAGACCGCCGCCGCUGCGCCACCCCGAGGCAGACACACUGGCCGCCGCGUCGCGUGCGGCGCUGGCAGAGCACGACGCACACGCGUCGCCCGAGGACGCGCCGGCGCCGGCGCCGCUCGCCAAGACGCCCUCUGCCAACGGCGAGGCCUCGACGCCGGCCAAGCCGCUCGUGGUGGCACAGCCUGAGCCCGAAGGCGACGGUGCGCAGCUUGCCGACGGCCCGCCCAGUAAGUGGCCGCUGGCAAAGCUAAUCGCCAACUACGGCGACUCGUCGAACACGUCGUGGCUCGACUCGCGCUUCCAGGUGUGGCGCCACGACGCCAGCGGCGGUGCUGUCGGCUUCGUGAAGCGCGGCAAGUUUGCCAUCGUGGUGGGCAACCCGCUGUGCGACCACACGCAGUACCGCCUCGUCAUCGACGCCUUCCUGGCGCACCUGCGCGAGAAGGAGAAGCUCAAGCCGAUCUGGCUGCUCGUCGGCGAGGAGGUCGAGCACAUCCUCGGCGGGCGCCUCGACUGGAGCAGUCUGACGUGCGUCGUGGAGCAGCGCGUGCCCAAGGAGGGCCGCGCCGCUGCCAUCCGCGGCGGCGACAUCGAGAAGAAGCUGCGCAAGGCCGAGCGCGAGGACCUGCACAUCGACGAGUACGGCUUCCGCGACGAGAUUCCGCAGGACGUCAAGGCCGAGGUGGAGAAGCGCAUCGAGGACUGGAAGAAAUCGCGCGAGGGCAAGCAGCUGCACCUGACGAUGGUCGACCCGUGGCAGGACGAGGGGCACCGCGCAUACUACGUCACGCGCUCCAAGGACAAGAAGAUUCAGUGUCUCGUCGUGCUGGCGCAGCUGAGCCCGGCCAACGGCUUCCAGAUCAAGUGGGCGUUCGACUUUCCCGGCGCCAUCAGCGGCGCCAUCGAGUACACCAUCGUGCACGCCGUGUCCGAGUUCGGCGGCGACAGCUUCACCUUCGGCGCCAGUGCGGCGGCCAACUUCCACACCGUGCACAACCUCGGCGGCCUGCGCGUGCGCGCCCUCAGCAAGACGUACGCCGCCAUCUCGGCCGCCGCGGGCCUCGGCGGCAAGAACGACUUCCGCAAGAAGAUCGGCGCGCGCGACGAGCCGCUGUACAUUGCGUUCCCGCGCCACGGCCUGCGGCACGGCGGAGUGCGCGCCAUCAUGAACUUCUUCGAGGAGUGAGCACCCUCAUCCCACACCUAGCUCGCCUGCUGG